CUGUGAUCCCACACGGCAGAACCUGAAAAUACAUCGUGGGCAAGUGCCAGUGUUCAGUAAUAGCUGAACAAUUGGUUUGUCCUUUUCUGUUAGCGAAGACAUGCUGGAUAAUUCUCGAUCCGAGCCGGGCGCUGGGCGGGCGGCAGGGCCGGCCGAGGGCUGCGCAGGGCAGGGCGGAGCGGCGGAGCGCGUCGCCGCCCGAUUGCUCCGUGCUGCCGCGCCCGCCGGGGGCCGGGCCGGGCCGGGCCGUGCCCACAGCCGGGCCCGCAGCGAGGCGGAGAUGGCGUCGCAGCCGCCGCCUCCCAAGCCCUGGGAGAACCGGCGGCUGGCGGGCACCGUGGCGCCCGCCUUCCAGUCUCCUGACUUGGGUGACAACUUGCUGACCAGACCUGGACAACCCACAGUUGCACGAAUACCUCCACCUAUUUUGCCAAGACCAUCACACCAAACAGGAAGCAGCAGUCUGAGCACUUUCAGGCCAGCCUAUAGUAGUUCUUUUACUCCAGGCUAUGGUUCAUAUGGAACCUCUUUUUAUGGAAGCUAUAGUCCUUACAGUUAUGGAUAUGGUGGUUUGGGUUAUAACCGCUUUCGUACAGAUGAUAUUCCUCCCAGCAGGUUUGUUCAGCAGGCUGAAGAGAGCAGCAGAGGCGCCUUUCAGUCCAUCGAAAGUAUCGUGCAUGCAUUUGCCUCGGUCAGCAUGAUGAUGGAUGCUACGUUUUCAGCUGUGUACAACAGUUUCAGAGCCGUGUUGGAUGUAGCCAAUCACUUCUCCCGCCUCAGAGUACACUUCACAAAGGUGUUUUCAGCUUUCGCUUUAGUGAGAACUAUAAGAUAUCUCUACCAGCGUCUACAGCGGUUACUAGGUUUGCGGAAGAGCUCUGAGAAUGAGGAUUUGUGGGCUGAAAGUGCGGGGACAGUAGCUCGUGUUGGUCUUGAAGACAAGGCAGCUAACUCAGCAAAAUCCUGGCCUAUUUUCUUGUUCUUUGCUGUUAUAAUGGGAGGUCCCUAUCUGAUUUGGAAACUGCUUUCUACAUACACUGAUGAAGAAACAGUGUCUAGUAACUGGGCAAGUGGCGAAGAUGAUCAUGUAGUUGGAAGAGCAGAAUAUGACUUCAGUGCUCUUUCAGAAGAAGAAAUUUCUUUCCGUGCUGGUGACAUGCUCAAAUUAGCACCCAAAGAACAACAACCCAAAAUCCGUGGUUGGCUUUUGGCUAGUUACGAUGGCCAAACAACAGGACUUGUGCCAGCUAAUUACAUCAAAAUACUGGGCAAAAGAAGAGGUAGGAAAACAGUGGACCUGGAAAGGAUUACGGAGCAACGGCCAUCCUUUGUCGGCACAUCUGAUAGAGGAUCCACUGCUGCUGUGACUUUAGAGGAGCAGGAAGCUGCUUUUGAUUCUGUUUUUGCUGGAAGUAGUAAAGUUCCUGUUGCAUCUGACUCCACUGUAGUCAGUGGAGAGAAACAGGGACUCUGAGGCACUUUCAUCAACAAAGCAACUGAAGUAUGUUUUAUUGAUAAAACUUAGGGUAUGUUGAAAAUCUGUAUUGUAGUGGAACACUGAUGGGUCUUUACCAGUUAUUGCUGCUACUGACUGGUGAAGGGAUGGAGAGAUGAUUGCUCAAAUUUGUAUUAUUUAUUUUUGGUUGACCUAUGGCUGUAUAUUAGUGACUCUACCCAACCACCUGGCAGCAGCUGUAAGAUCUUGAGUCAAGAAAAGUUGAGGCGCUUACAGCAAAGCAAACAAACAAAUGAGGACUGACCUGUUCUUGUUAAGUAGACAAACUGUUGAUGAAACCUGGAGAUUAAUGUCCAGUCUUCAUUGGAAUGUCCGCUUGACAAGAUGCCACUUCAAUAAAUGUGCAAAGGGAAAAAACAGAUUUCUGUAAAAAGCCCUCCAAAAUUGGAGACUGAGUAUGAUAAAAUAGUGAUAGUGCAUUGUUUCCCUCUGAACGGAAGAAGAAUUGCAAGAGAUUUAGGUGACACAGCCGAAUCUUUAGAAGAUAUCAAUUGCUUGUUUUUUGGUAAGAAGUAGGGCUUCUGACAUAAAGACCUUAGCUCUUUCUUAUUUAAAAAAAAGAAUGUGACUCGUGAAAAAGAAAGGGGGGUACCGUGGAGGAUGGAGUAGGAAUUACAGAGGAAGAAUAGUGAGCCUUCAGCAGUAGUUCUAACUUUAUUAUUAUUAUUAAAAGAACAUUAGAAUGAAGGGCAUCACUUGGUCAAGCACUUUCCAGGGCACUUACUGUCAUUCCCUUCUGUAGUAAACUAAUUUAUCAUCACUUCUAGCCAUGUUGUGUUGUAGCCUGUUUACCGCCUGUCAGUAGCCUAUCAACUGCCAUCUGCAUCUCAGUGUAUUUUGGUUCUUUGUUUGUUUUUGUUUUCAGGAAUGUCAAAAUACCUAUGCUGCAUUUUUAGUGCAGCGGUAAUGCUUUGAAGUGUGUGUGGGUUAACAAUUCCAUUGAGUGGCAAAAAAAAAGUAAAGUUUCUUGUUUAGUUGUCUCAAUUAGCUAAGUUCUUGGAGUUAACUCCUUGUGCUGCCUUUCAGGUGGUUAAUGUUGCAUCUGCCCAUGCUAUUUGAAGGCUCUAGUUUAUCAAAAGCCAUAAAAGCAUUAAGACUGUUCCAAGUGCUUGGUAUUUCUUUCAUAUUGGUGUUUGAGAAUUCAGUAUUGACAUACAGUUUUUCUUAAUGAAGCAAAGAAUAAUUACAAUUUUUUUCCUUGAAUAUAUAUAUGUGUGUGUGUGUAAUAUAUACAUACAUACAUAUUACAUGUUGAGCUUCUGAAGGUUAGAGCGGUGGAUAAAAUACCUAAAGCUUGUCUUUAUCACUAAAAUAGCUUUUCUUUUUAUUUUAAAGGUACUCAAAAGUAUUAGUAAAAGUAGGACAUGCCCUUUGCUUAAUUGAUCCAGUAGUUUCAAUUUGACUGUUUCUACUGGAAUCUUCAACAUCCAUUACAUAUUAGCAGAGCUUUCAGUAUUUAUACUUUAAUUGCAUUUGCUGGCCUUGUGUUACGAGAAUCCUGUUCACCACGACAAAUCUCUGACAAGGAAAAUUGAAGGGAGCAUUGCAUUAUUGAGGUAGGGUGGCUGAAAAGAUGCAUCCUGUGCUGGAACCUUGGAUUUUAAAGUAACCUCUGAAUGGCUGCUGAUAACGAGCAAGAAUUAAGUGGUUGUGCUCGGAUAUUGGGAGUAACCAUUUUUACUAGAUUGUUAGAUCUUCAAGUGCAGAGGAAAAGGAAAGAGUAGUUUAAAGGGGAAAUGGGAAACUAGAACUAGGUUUAAAACAGAACAUGUUCCUGAGACAUUUCCUUGUGUAUCAGGGCAUUGAAGAAUUUUUUCUAUAUUUGGAAAUAACACCUGUUGUUGAAAUAAAAUUAGCAAACAACCCUGAAAUAUAAAAGGGGGGGGGAGGGGGGGCGGGAAUGAGGUUGUUAAGUGUACAGUUCUGCUUACAGUGUGUAUUCAUGGAAGGAAUUAGUUUACUGUUGUGAGUUUUAAUUGGCGGACUGUCAGCCUCUCUCGUGUCAGUGGAAGAUUUCAAUCAGAGGAAGGGUCUUUUAAAUAAAUGAAUAAAUGAAACCCAAACUUUUGUGGAAUAUCCGUUCAAGUUCUGUUUAUCUGCUCAGAACAAUUUGGGAAGACAGUACCUCAAUGUUCAUCAGAAACCUUAAAACUACUAAUUUUUAGAAAGAUGGAUUUAACACUCACAUUUCAGGUCAUAAUAUUUUUGAAAACAUUUUUUUAGUAGAAAAAUACGUUAUUAAUAACUUAUCUUCACAGCAGUUCAACUUUAAUCUACCAAUCACUAACUGUCAUAACUACAUCUGCUAAAUCUUGACAAGAGUUUUGAUUCUUUCAAUCUUGUGAUUAAUAGGAAAUGAAGGCUCUGAGGAAAUGAAGUUAUUUAGCUCACAAUUAACUGUAUUGGUUGCGGAAGGGUGUUAAAAAUAACUGAAGUAAAAUAUAUACUGUUUCAAGAUUUAGAUUUUUCCUUUUUCUUUAUAUGUACAAACUAGCGUUAGGAAAGGGUGUGAAUUUCAUUGUCUACAUCUCUGCCUGUACGUCAGCCUACAGAAAAACCAUCUCAGUGAAUGCUGAUUGAAAAAGAGAGGCUGGUUGACAGGCUGCUCAAGACUUCCCCAAGUUUAGAACAGUGAGAAGACUAAAAGGAGGAGGUGCGGCUCCAACUGGAGUAUGUAGAAGAGGAGAUUAGGAAAGAGGUGCAGUUGAAAUACUGCUGAACUGAGUUGAAGUACUGCUGAAAUACUGCAUUAGGCAAUUGACUCUUAUUUUAAGAUCUGUAAGUACUGAGCUACCUUUAUUAUUCUUUGGCACUACUUGUAUACCUGUAGCAGACCUAGAAGGUUCUAACAGACCCACAGCAUUUGCUUAUAUAAAAUUUUAAUCUUUUUUGAAUGUUAUUAUAGACUGUUUAGCAUACCAACCAUUUUGUGCUUGAAUACUAUCUGAACUAAUGACAGCUGCCAAUUUUGACUUGUUCUCUGGGUGCUAGCAGUACAUGAAUGUGCACAUGUUCAAAGCUUCGCUCAGGUUUCUGACAAAUAAAUUAUAAACGCUC
Cygnus olor (mute swan) is the source of this 4573-nucleotide messenger RNA. RefSeq names its product peroxisomal biogenesis factor 13 (gene PEX13). The coding region runs from base 101 to 1474 and encodes 457 amino acids. The record is from RefSeq and is a predicted model, not a curated record. NCBI's taxonomy places the organism in Eukaryota, Metazoa, Chordata, Aves, Anseriformes, Anatidae. Gene Ontology annotation, cellular component: peroxisomal membrane; peroxisome; peroxisomal importomer complex. Gene Ontology annotation, molecular function: protein binding. Gene Ontology annotation, biological process: protein import into peroxisome matrix, docking. The transcript has 5 exons.